CCUCACCGUUGUACGGGGUUCGGAGAGCCAGGCCAGCCGCCGCCAUUUUGUCCGAGAGCAGCGAAGUGAGCGGAGUGAGCUGGGCCCGCGCUCUGCCCGUCCAGGCCCGUGUAUCCACUCACUCGCUCGCCCUCCCGCCAUGCCCGUGUAGACCCCGAGCUCCCCCUCUCAGAGAGUGUGACCGAGCCGGGUAGAGCUCUCUCGGUGUCCCCCCGCCCGGCCAGCUCCAAGAUGUCGGAGGCGGAGGCCAGAGAAGACGCGUGUCGGGAUUACCAGUCGUCGCUGGAAGACCUGACCUUCAACAGCAAACCCCACAUUAACAUGCUGACCAUCCUGGCCGAGGAGAACGUGCAGUUCGCCAAGGACAUCGUCACUGUUAUCGAAGCACAAAUCGCCAAGGCUCCAACUUCAGAGAAACUUCCAGUCAUGUAUCUAAUGGAUUCCAUUGUUAAAAACAUCGGAAGAGACUACCCCACAGCAUUUGCUAAAAACCUAGUUACUACAUUUGUUAAUGUGUUCGAAAAGGUGGACGAAAAUACUAGAAAAAGUUUAUAUAAAUUACGUUCGACAUGGGAUGCCAUUUUUCCUUCAAAGAAAUUGUUUGCGCUCGAUGUGAGAGUCAACUCCAUAGACCCAGCUUGGCCAAUUAAACCUGUACCUCCAAAUGUUAACACUGCUAGCAUUCAUGUGAACCCCAAAUUCUUAAACAAAUCAGAGGAAUCUCCUCCAGCCACCAUUCCAUCCCCAUCUGCUGUACCUCCUCGCCCAAGUAAUCCUGAUGUACAGAAGCAACUGUCUCAAGAGCAGGUGAUUAGGCAACAAUUGCUGGUGAAGCAAAAACAGUUGUUAGAACUUCAACAAAAGAAGUUGGAGCUUGAGUUGGAACAAACAAAAGCACAACUGGCAAGCAGUAUUAGUUCUGUUUCGCUACCUGUAAAAACUAAUACUGCUACACCAGAGAUUCGCCACCCUCCUGCUAAACUUCCACUCCCUCCUCCUCCUCCUGUAAAUCUUGAAAAGAGUAGAGCUUCCGUAUCUACACAGCCCCCUGACAGGCCCCAAGUGCCAGUCAGAGACCCUCGCCUUAUUAGAGCUAAUCCACAUUUGCCACAUAAAGACCAAGGUCAUAAAAAAGAACUGAAACCCAUUACAUUGAGUCCAGCUGACAUUAAGCAAACUAAACCUAUACCAAUUGAAAAGAACGCUGGAAAAGUAGAAAAGGCCAAGUUUAAUGAAAAACCACUUAAAAAUGACCCUGUGGAGGCUGAGCUGAAAGGAAAAUCCAAAUCUCCAUCCCCUCUUAAAAUGAAGUCCCCUCACACAAAGGAGAAGUGUCAAACUCCAGAUAAUGUAAGGAGUACUGAUCUAACUAAGAAAGAUCCAAGGCUACGGAAACACCCAAGAGAUAAAACUGAUGAGAGAGACGAUGUAACUAAAGAGAAGAAAAAAUGUCUGGAAAAGAGAGAAGAGCACAAAUCCAUUGAGCACAGACAAACUGGAAACCGGAAUAAAAUUGUAAAUGGUGUGUCUCCAAAAAAGGAUAUAAAUAUUAUUGAUUCUGAUAAAUUAGCUGCUAAAUCUGGAAGAGUGAGCAAUCGAAAGCGGUCACAUUCACCAAAACCUAGAUCACCUGUGCGUUCAACAAAAUCCCGAUCUCCGGUGCGUUCACCAAAGCCUCGGUCACCAGUACAUUCCCCUAAACGGAGGGAAAGACGAUCUCCAAAGAGAAGGCAACGAAGCAUAUCCCCUAUUCCUCCUCUCAUGGAUUUAGUCAAAUUGCGUCCUCCUGGCAUAGAUUUAGUCAAAUUGCGUCCUCCUGGCAUGGAGAUAGUUAAAUUGCGUCCUCCUGGCAUUAAACCACCCCAUGGAGAUGAUUUUCCAUCAAAUACGCGAGAAGAAAGAAAUAAAAGGAUUCCAAAAAUAGAUGCUCGAGAUAACCGAAGGCUUAAGAAAUCUUCAGAGGAAAGACAGAAAGAUCCUCUUUCUCCAGUUUCCUCGAAGUCCAGUUCUGAGCCAAAAGAAAACAUUGAAAAUUGGCAAGGAUUGAAAACUAGUAAAAGAUGGAAAUCCACAUGGGAAGAAAAUAAAAGUUUGCAGAAUGAAGAACACCAUCCAGGUAAUAGGAAUCCAUACCCAAGGCACAGAGAUAACUGGCAAAAUAAUAAAGGAAUAUUGUCUCCCCGCACACAAAAGCAACAACCGUGGCUAAGUGUUGACGCAGAUUUAAAAAUACCAAAAGAAUUGACAAGUGCAAGUAAAGGAGAAUUACUUAAAAAGGCUAAUGAACGAUUGGCAUCCGGUGAAAUAACACAGGAUGAGUUCCUUGUUGUGGCUCAUCAAAUUCGGCAACUCUUUCAAUAUCAAGAAGAAAAACGCAGAAGUAGCAACACAUGGGAUAGUCCCACUGAGGAAAGCAAAGCAGGACUAAGGAAAAAACCCCUUCUCUCCAAUGCAGAGUUGACCUACUAUGAGCAUAAGGCAAGACUUAAAAGGACACAAGUCCAACAUCCAUUUCCAGGGCCUGAUCUUUCGGAAUCUGAGUUUUUCGAUUACCAGCUGGAUGAAAUGGUACAUUCAGGUCGAGAAAGUGAACAUGGCGGAAGGAUUUCUGCUGGCAUCUCUGAUAGAAGUGAACCAUUUUCAGAGAGACAAAGGCACUUGUCUCCUAUACCUGACUCCAGGCCUUAUGAUGGAGAUGCUCCCAUUGAGAGUCAAAGAAGACCUGAUGAUAAGAGAGAGCUUUCAACAGGAUUAAGAGAAGAACCAAUAUCUCCCUACAAUGAGCAUUUUCAACACAACAGACCCAGAUUUGAUGGAUCAGAGCAAGCACUUUUUAGUGAUGGUGACUCUAGAAUAACUGGAAAUGAUGCUAAACAUGGUACUUUGCUUGAUGAUAGAAGACAAAUCCAUGACGUCCCAUUAAGACUGCCUCCUGGUACAAGGAUGGAUUUGCCUGCUGUGAAAGGCUUUGAAGAAUCUCCCAAUGCAGCAAACAUCAGAGAGAAUUCUCCAUCAAAUGCUUGUAUGCCUUUUGAUGGUCCAUCAGGGAACCAGAUGGGCUCUCAGCACUUUGAACAAAUGCAAGUUGAUGCUCCUUUUGAACCCAUGGCUAGCAAGCCAUUGGAUGGUCCAAGGUUUGAGAAUACAUCUGUUCAGCCAGUUAAUCUACAGUCUCAGCCUGUAGGUAUGCAGAGGUUUGAUGUUGCACAAACUCAGAUUGCACCUGUCCAGCCUAUGGGUUCUCAAGGUCAGCCUUUAGGAAGACAGAGAUUUGAAGGAGUGCAAGGUCCACCAUUGAAUGCCCAAAGAUUUGAAGGCACUCCAGGCCAACCAUUAGGACCUCAACGGUUUGAAGGCAUGCAGCCUUUGGGUUCCCAAAGAUUUGAAGGCACAGUAGGUCCACAAAGAUUUGAUGGGUCACCAAGACCACCAUUAUUGCAACAAAGGUUUGAUGGUCCACAGUGCUCACCCAUGCGGUUUGAACAACCAGUUGGACAACAAAUGCGAUUUGAUGCAAAUGUAGGGCAACCAGUAGGUUCAAUGCGAUUUGAAGGACCUCAUGGUCAAAGGUUUGAUGUAAACCAGCCUUCACGUUUUGACCAUGGACCUGGUCCGCAAUCUUUAAUUAGAUUUGAUGGACCUCCAAGGUUUGAUGCUCCUGUUAAUAGAUUUGAAGGUCAACCAGCCCACUUGCCAAGGUUCGAUGUGCUACAUGGCCAACCUUGCCAAAGGUUUGAAGGUCCCCCUGGACAUCAAACGCCUCCAAGAUUUGAUGGACCUAUGCAAAUGCAGCCAUUAUUUGAUGGACCUAUGCCGCAAAGGUUUGACGGCCCUAAUCCACAACCACGAUUUGAAAUGCCAAUUGGGCAUCAAGGGCCAAGGUUUGAAAAUGUAACUCAUGCACCAAUCAGGCAAAAUGCACCACCUUAUGGUCAAACUGGACCUUAUGUUGAUCAUCAAAACAUGUUUCAGGGGCCUCCUCAAGGAAUGCCAUUUCAAAGACCAGAGCAAAGAUUUGACAUGCCACCAGGUCCAAACCUUACUGGACCUCCUCGUUUUCCAAACCAGAAUCUUAGACCACCUGGACCUUAUUUUGAUGAGAAAAGUCAACAAGGACCUCCAUUUGGAAGUUUCAGUAAUAUGUCUGUUGGAAAUAUGCCAGCAAGUCAACCAUUCCCUCCUCCAGCGCCUUUCAAUCAGGAACAGCCUUUUGUACCACCCUCACAAGGGUCAAGUGUGGGAGUAUUUGUAAACAACCAGGCAGCUGCGUCUCUUACCUAUCCUGAAAAUCACUUGGGACAGCUUGAUGUUAAUGAGCUCUUCUCAAAGCUGCUUUCAACAGGAAUCCUUAAAGCUUCUCAAACGGAGACACCGAGUCAAUCAACAAGUGAAGCACCUGAAUCAGAGCCUGCAUCACAACCUCCUCCUGAGGAAGAGGAUGAUGAACCUGUUGAGGACCAGGAUGUCCCCGAUUUGACCGGUUUUUCCAUGGAGGACCUGAAACAGCGAUAUGAAAGCGUUAUUACUCGGUUAUAUACUGGCAUCCAGUGCUAUUCAUGUGGCAUGAGGUUCACAAAAUCCCAGACAGAUGUGUACGCUGACCACUUGGACUGGCAUUAUCGUCAAAACAGAACAGAGAAAGAUAGGAAAAUAACGUAUCGUCGGUGGUAUUACAGCGUUCAAGACUGGGUUGCCUUUGUGGAGAUUGCUGAUUUAGAGGAACGGGCCAAAAGUCAGUUUUUUGAAAAGGUGCAUGAGGAGGUCAUAUUAAAGACUCAAGAGGCUGCUAAAGAGAAAAAAUUUCAAAGUAUAGUUGCUGGCCCAGCAGGGUCUGAUGAGAUCUGUGAAAUUUGUGAGGAACAAUUUGAACAGUAUUGGGAUGAGGAGGAAGAGGAGUGGCAUCUCAAAAAUGCAAUGCGUGUAAAUGACAAGAUUUACCAUCCUUCAUGUUAUGAAGACUACAAAAAUACAUCCUCUUUCUUGGAUAGCACACCGUCUCCGAGCAAAACAUUUUUGGAAAACCCACUCAAUGCUAUGUUAAACCUAGUUAAGGAAGAAGUGAAAGAUUGCUCACCUGCUGUUGAAGUAAAACAAGAACCGAUGGACACUACUACGGUCACAAGUUGUAGUGAAACUAUACCUUUACUUACAGAAAUAAAAACAGAACCUACAGAACCAGAAUAAUCCACCAGAGGAGCCACAGCACUAAUACAUUUUCAACUGGGGGCUGGGUCCUCGGUAUAAUUUGAUAACUCCUUAAAUACGCUUAAUACAUUUUUGUAUUUGAAUUUCUUAUUGCCUGCACAGUUUCAUGUGUGGAAAUUCUGUAAAUGUGUGCAGAUAAAGAUGAAAUUGUAUUUAAAGUAAUGUACAAUUUUCACAUGAACAAAAUAAAAUAUUUUUGCUAUAAA
Pelobates fuscus (common spadefoot toad) is the source of this 5411-nucleotide messenger RNA. It is a transcript of the gene PCF11, whose product is annotated as PCF11 cleavage and polyadenylation factor subunit. The coding region runs from base 232 to 5184 and encodes 1650 amino acids. The record is from RefSeq and is a predicted model, not a curated record. Gene Ontology annotation, biological process: termination of RNA polymerase II transcription. The transcript has 17 exons. NCBI's taxonomy places the organism in Eukaryota, Metazoa, Chordata, Amphibia, Anura, Pelobatidae. Gene Ontology annotation, cellular component: cytoplasm; mRNA cleavage factor complex. Gene Ontology annotation, molecular function: RNA polymerase II complex binding; mRNA binding.